Messenger RNA from Leguminivora glycinivorella, 4558 nucleotides. It is a transcript of the gene Spn, whose product is annotated as neurabin-1. Gene Ontology annotation, biological process: neuron projection development; actin filament organization; calcium-mediated signaling. Lineage: Eukaryota; Metazoa; Arthropoda; Insecta; Lepidoptera; Tortricidae. Gene Ontology annotation, molecular function: actin filament binding. Bases 578 to 4372 code for a protein of 1264 amino acids. Gene Ontology annotation, cellular component: postsynaptic density; actin cytoskeleton; dendrite. The transcript is spliced from 19 exons. The record is from RefSeq and is a predicted model, not a curated record.
CUGAGCAAGAGGGAGACACGAAACUGGAGAGAGUCAGAGAGAUGUGUGAAAGAAAAUGUAGUGGCUGCUCGUAGUUGCGGGGAUGUAGUUUUGAUAAAAAUAUAGCGUUAUUGACAUAAUUAUCAAUACAUAAGAAGUGAAUUUAUAGUGUCUAGCAUUUCACCAAUAUAUUUACAGCAAGUGUCCCUCUUUAUAUUAAUAUUUUGGUUGAUUUUCUAAUACGCUUGGCCCGGGUUAUUGACGUUUCAAUAGAGGUAUCUACUUGGAAAAUUAAGCUUCCGAAUGCUGUUUGUGUACAAUAUAUGUGGGCGUGUGAGAAGUCAAUAAGAAAAUCGGAUACCGAAGAAUUAUACAUUAAGUUGUGAUUGAUUUCAGUUCAUUAAUAUAAAGUGAAUUUAGUGUUUCUGAUGUGGCAAACCGGAUUACCUCACGGCGGUGAAAAUGUGACGCUGUUAUAAUUUAAGAUGGGCGAACGCGUGCGGCGAGCGGGCGGCGCGCCGGCGUCGGGUGACACGGCGCUUGCAUCCAACGAGCACCCUGUUGAUCGAUUGGAUUAAAACGGGCGUAUCCGGCUAGCAUGGAGGACUGCAGGAAGAGACACCAGGCAGGCACUAAAGUUUCGAAAAUUGCGCACAUCUUUCAAGGUAUGCCGUCGAGGGACGAGGAAGAUAUGCGCGGCGCCGAGAUGACGGUUGUCCGGACCGAGAGCCACCUGUCGCGGUUCAACACCGCGCGAGCUCUUUUUGAAAAACUUGGCGAAGAGAACCGCGGCUUCCGUAUCGAGAAGUCUCCGUCGGCUGCAGCCAGUUUUGCCGGCACGCGCAGCGGAGCGCCAUCAGUGCCCUCGCGCUCGCGCUCUAGCUCCGCGGGCUCCGUCAGCCCGCCGCGGCGCACCAUCACGCCUUCGCCCGGCGCGCCUCCUGCCCUCAACGGCGACCGCCUCGCCAACGGUUCCUCGCAGCCCGUGCCUCCGCCGAAACCGGCCAAGCCCAGCGUUUUGCCAAAACCAGAGAAACCUGACAGGCGCUUCAAUAAGGAACUUAUAGAGAAACAAAGAAACUGGACUUCUCAUUUUAGCAAACCGCGUCCGUCGUCGCGGUACGAAACACAUGAACCUAGUGCGCGAGUGGACUCUAAAUAUCCUAGUGGUGUACCGGAAACAAAGUCACCGGAAGUGGCGGAAAGAAGUGUUAUUCCCUCUCGUGUAUACUCGCCCCCGCUAUCGCCAUGCGCCGGGGACUCUCAAGUGGAGCGUCCCACGACUCUCCCUUCUAGUUUAGUUCAUAGAGGUGCGUCAGGUGUGAAAUCUCCUAGUCCUGUGAAAACGAUUGCGCCCGUGUCGCCAUCUACUAGAUCCAAUAAUAUAACGUCUCCCACCUUUAAAUCAGAUUUAAGAAGUGAUAAUUUAAGUUCUUCCUCUAAAGAAAGUGUUGACGCCGGUUCUCAGCAAAUAGGUUCAGCUGAAAUUGUUUAUCCUAAAACUCGGUCAACGCGAACUUCAGUUUCUGCCAGUGAUGAGGCUAUCGCGGAGAAGGAUUCCGCAUCAGACAGAAGUCCUAGUUUACAAUCAUCCGAUUCAUCAUCGAGGUCCGCCGAGAGAUCGUCCCACUCGCCUUCGAAAUCGGCAGAUAGAUCAUCCCAUUCACCCGUGUCUCCGUCUGCAAGCCCUGCGGCGGCUGCCCCGGCUUAUUCUCCUAGGUAUCCUAAAUCGCCCCCUUCACCACCCAUUCGAUCUCCGAAAUCACCCCCUCCAGUGCCACACGAAAAUGCUAAAAUCACAGCGAGUGACCUAAUAGAAAACCGAGUUUCCGAAGAGACAGAAGAAUUAAGGCAGGAAGAUAGAACUGACGGAGAAGUUCCUGAUAUAUUAUCACGGGCUCCGCCUUUGCCGAGCCCUAGAUUACCGGUUUCGCCUCCACCUCAAGAAGACGAUGAAAAGUUAAAGUACGAAAGAGAUUCGACCGCUCCGCAAAGUCCGGAACCUUACGAUAGUGUAGUAGAUUCACCAAAGUUACUUGAUAAAAGCUUGGACGAUGAUGGUUACGAGCACAUAGAGUUCGUCGAGGAGCGGGACGAGAAGAGCAGGCGGUCGUCGACGCCGGAGUCGCCGGCGGGCGCGGCGCCCGCGGCCGCGCCGCGCUCCCCGCUGGCGUCGCCGCUCGCCUCGCCGGUGCAGCGGGACGACUCCUCGCCCACUGUCUUGUCUUCACCCGUACCCCCGGUCGGAGAUCGCAAGUCAUCGGAGGCGGAGGAAGGCGUGCGGCGCGGCGGCUCGCGCGCGUCCAGCGUGUCGGACGAGGGCGGCUUCAACGAGCCCUCGCCCGAGGUGGUGGCGCGCCUGCGCCCCGCCGACUACCGCGAGCCGCCCGCGCCCGCGCCCGCGCCGCUCACGCGCGACCACCGCGACGCCGAGCGCGCGCGCUCCGACCCCGACACGCUGUCCGUGUUGCAGCAGGACUCGGGAGUAGUAGUGAGUGAAGCUAGUCAAGGCUCCAUAGAGGUGCUCGAUAAAUCGACCACCAGCCAAUGGAGCGUAUCCGAAGCGGAGCCGUCGGGUGACCGAGUGGCCGAGACGGGCGCGGAGGCGGACGCCCGCUGGGACGACCCGGACGCGGGCAAGCAGCCCGACAGCAUGACACCCGAUGAGGCUGAGAUCUUGCUUAGCUCUAGUAUUCUGGAGAAAAAACUUAGGCAAGAAGCCCUGCUGUCGGACGAGCAGGCUCAGGAGAUUGUGGCGAUGCUGUCGCCGCACCCGCCGCAGGACAACGGCGUCUCGCUCAACGACAGCUACCAGUCCGUGCUCUCGUACGAGAGCAUGCAGUCAGUGGACGAGAGCUACGAAUUCGUGUCACUCGAAGGCGAGGCAGCCUUAGCCGGUGGCGAUCGCAAGACCUCCCCACCGGAACCUACUGUGUUCGACCAUUACCCUCCUCAAUCUCUCCGGGAACUAGGCGAGGAAAACGGCAUACACUACUUCGAAGACGGACACUUUUAUACCGAGGUGGCUGGUCUUCCGCCUAUCGAAGAAGAUGAGGACGAUGAAUAUUACACACCGCCUGUAUUCGUUAAGAUGAAUAGAAAAGUUAAAUUCAGUACGAACCCAAUGCAAGUGUUCUCCACGCACUCUGUCCGCGAGUACGACCGCCGCAACGAGGACGUGGACCCGGUAGCCGCGUCCGCAGAGUAUGAACUCGAGAAGCGGGUUGAGAAGAUGCACGUGUUCCCGGUCGACCUGCUGAAGGGCGCUGAUGGGCUGGGCCUCUCAAUCAUUGGAAUGGGUGUCGGCGCCGAUGCGGGCUUAGAAAAAUUGGGCAUAUUCGUUAAAACUAUCACUGAGAGCGGAGCCGCCGCGCGCGACGGACGCAUACAGGUCAACGACCAGAUCAUCGAGGUCGACGGCAAGAGUCUGGUAGGUGUGACACAAGCCUACGCCGCGUCAGUGCUACGGAAUACGUCCGGACCAGUGAAGUUCCUCAUCGGCCGCGAGAAGGACCCUGAAAACAGCGAAGUGGCCCAUCUCAUCCGGCAAUCUUUGGCAGCCGAUAAAGAGAGAGAGGACAGAGCGGUGCGCGAGCGCGCGCGGCGCGCCGCGGCCGAGGGCUCGCCGGCCGAGGCGCCCCCCGCGCCCGCGCCCGCCGCCGAGCCCGCGCCCUCGCGCAUCCCCGAGGUCACCGAGCUGCGCGCGCUGCUGCACGAGGUGGUCGGUAUGGAGGCGGGCGGCGCACCGGCGGCAGAAGUGGUGUCGCGCGUGCGCGAGUGGUGCGCGGCGCGGGCGCCCGACGACGCGCUGCGGGACGACCUCGCGCUCGCCGCCGACACCGCGCAGCGCGCCCAACGCAAAUACGAUAAGGCCCGUCGAGCGUUGCGAGAAUGGCGCCGCACACGCGCCAUGGUUCGCGCGCGCGAAGAAUGGUGGAGCAGCAACGCGCGCGAUGCGCACCGCGAAUACUCAUGCGCGCUGUCCGCGCUGCACGAGCGCGUGGCGCGGCUCGAGGUGCUGCUGCUGGAAACGCAGAAGAAAGCCGGUCUACCGGUGAUGUUGCCGCACGAACCCUCCGCUCGCCGCGAGACGCCGCCGCUACCACGCCGUCCCGACCCAGACCCUCUGCUCAUCAACGAUCCCUGGAGCUCCGAUAGCGACCUGUCCGAUUUGUCACCCAUAGAAGACGAGUACGCCAAAGUAGACAAGUCUGCGCGACGGGAGCGCGAGGCGCGCGAGCGGGAAGCGCCGGACAUCGGUGACGUCACCGUGACAGAACCUGAGGCUAAGGUCGUGGACGCUCGACCAGUAAACAGCGUGGCGCCUUCCGUCAGCCGCCAGUGUCAGCACCCGUGCCGAUCUACGCCACGCCGCCGCACACGCCGCACAUGACGCCGCCCGCGCACCAGGCACCGCCUGUUACCACCGCAGACACCACCGCUCCCACACCCGUUGCAACGGUAGCAGCGUCCGCAGUUGGCGCAUCACGCGAGCUAGACGCGGCCGUGCCACGCUCCGGGCCGUUAUUGGACACAUCAGCACACCGGGCUCGCACAGAUCUGGCGCGCCACCGCCACC